Messenger RNA from Paramecium octaurelia, 127 nucleotides. NCBI's taxonomy places the organism in Eukaryota, Ciliophora, Oligohymenophorea, Peniculida, Parameciidae. The record is from the annotation of a GenBank genome assembly.
AUGCGAAAUUGGAUAGAAAAGGGGAUGUUUAAAACAAUGAUAUCAAACCUUAUAAUUUAUUGGGAAUGUGUAAUUUAAAUAGUUGAUAGAUUAGGCUGCGUGGAAAAGAGUAAAGAUAGUUCGUUGA